AUGGAUACUACAGCUUGUCUGAAGUCACUCUUGCUAGCUGCCAACCAGUAUAAGAAUGUAAAGUCUGAAUCAAAUGCCUUACAACUCCAUAGACAGUUGGAGGUUAUUUCAGGGCUAAAGCUGACACGACUCUUUACAUCUAACCAAAUACUGCCAAGUGAAUGUCUUAGCAGCCUUGUGGAGGUGAUUGAAGAUCCAAACACAAAAACGUCAGUAACACUGAAGACCAUUGCUCUUGUUUCACAAUUAGCCACUGAUGGUGAAAUUCGAGACACACUUCAUACUACAUAUAAUCUUACAAGUGCAUUAGCAGCAGUCAUUCAUCGACAUAGUGCAAAUUUAACUGAACCAGUUUUAUUACAGAGUAUUCAGCUUCUGCAGAGAAUUACAUACGAUGUCAGAGUCUUCCAUGCAACUGGCAAUAUUGAUGAAUUAAUUACAUUCCUGAUACAUCAUAUUCAGUCACCAGAAGAUGAUCUCACAAUGCCGUGCCUAGGUCUUAUGGCAAAUCUGUGUCGUCACAAUCUGUCUGUUCAAACUCAUAUGAAAAAUUUGAAUAACGUGAAAGGGUUUUAUCGCUCCUUGAUCAAAUUUUUAGCUCACAGUAGUCUUACAGUGGUGGUGUUUUCGUUGUCUAUUUUGACAAGCCUUACUUUAAAUGAAGAAGUUGGUGAAAAGAUUUUUCAUGCCAAGAAUAUUCAUCAGACUUUUCAGUUAAUAUUUAACAUUCUUGUGAAUGGAGAUGGAACACUGACGAGGAAGUACUCGGUCGACCUACUAGUGGAUCUCCUCAAAAAUCCCAAAAUUACAGAUUAUCUUAGCAGAUAUGAGCACUUUAGUUCUUGCCUCGUUCAGGUUUUAGGACUUUUGCAUGGAAAAGAUCCUGAUUCAGCAGCAAAGGUUUUGGAACUGCUGCUUGCAUUCUGUUCUGUGAACAGUUUACGGAGGAUGUUAUACCAGACAGUGCUUGGUUCUAGUGCUCAGUGCAGUCGAACUCCAAUGAUUGGGCCCCAUAACAAGUCUCCAGAGCCACUAAUUGCUCUCGUCCAUUGGUCUAGUCAGCCACUUGAAGGCUCUGAGAAAUGUUCUCUGUUGGCUUUAGAACUAGUUAAAGAAAUAUUUGAGGAGCUUCUAGAUUCACCUGGUUGUUCGGCAGCUGAACCUUUCAUUGAAGUUUUAUUGCCAGUUGUCCUGGACCAGCUACAGAUUCCAGAACACUCCCUAGAAGAACUGCUUUUAAAGAAGAAAUGUGAGAGAACUGUGAAAGCAAUCAAUGUUUUGUUAGUUUUAUGUGGAGAUGAUGUAUUGAAGGCACACGUUGCUAAGGUUCUUACUGCUUGUAGAUGUGCGUCAUUGGUGGAGUAUCAGUUUUCUUUUAGUACGGUAGAUGGUUUUGGAUCAAAAGCAGUUGACUCUGAUAUAUGCAAAAUAGGUGCUGAUGUCAUUUUGAAGAUGCUGGACCUGAUGAGCAGACUGAAGCAACUGGUGUCAAACAUGGAAGUGUGUUUCUACAAACUUCUUCAGGACCAGAGGUUGAUCACACCGCUGUCUUUUGCUUUGACAUCAGACGACAGACAGCGUGUUCAGUCUGGACUGAGAAUUCUAUUUGAGGCAGCACCUCUGCCUGAUUUUCCAGCUAUAGUGCUUGGAGAAAGCAUUGCUGCAAAUAAUGCUUACAGAGACCAGGAAAUUGGCCAUCCAGUGAAAAGAAUUUCUGCACAUGAGCAUUCUGCCUUCUUAAUUGCACCUAAAAACUAUUCAUCUUCUGAUCAUUUAAACAGUAGCUCUCUGGGGUCCACCAUUCCUGACCUUGUUGAAAAACUGCAGUCUAGCAUGGAGAUAAAAGAGCAGUUCAAAGAUGUGAGGAUUUCAGAAAUAAUGGACAUUUAUGAACAGAAGCUUUCUGCACUAGCAUCCAAAGAAAGCAGGUUGCAGGAUCUCAUGGAAGCAAAAGCAUUAGCUCUCGUACAGGCUGAUCGACUGAUUGCACAGUUUCGUUGUCAGAAAAUACAAGCAGAAGCAGAGGCGAGAAAACUGGCUGGACUUCUUAAAGAUGCAGAAAGAAAAAAUGAGGAGCUUGAGGGCUUGCUUGUGGGACAGCAGGUGGAAUCUGAACGUGCAAAGAAGGACAUUGAACAACUGUUUCAACACAACAGAAAGCUGCAGACUGUAGCUGAGGAACAUGAGAACUUGAAAGCAAAUUUUGCUGGACUCCUACAAAAGUACGACGUUUGUGAAAAACAGUUAAGAGACCUGCAGAUUGCUCAUAAUUCUUUAAAUAAACAUGCAGAAACUCUGAAAAAGCAAAAUGAAGCUUUCAAGAUUCAGAAUGAUAGAACUGCUGCACAGUUAGCAGAGGUGGAGGAACAGAGAAGUCAACUUGCCAAACAACUGCAAGAUAAAGAAAAUACAUUAUUAAGCCUGCAGCAGAAACUGAAACUUUUAGAAGACACACUGAAGCUUAAGGAAAAAGAAAAAGAAGACAUGGAAGAAACCAUUGAUAUUCUUAGAAAAGAACUAAGUAAAACCGAACAGGCAAGAAAAGAGAUAAGUAUUAAGGCUUCUUCUUUGGAAGUUCAGAAGACUCAGUUGGAAGCUCGUUUGGAAGAAAAAGAAACCAUUCUAAAAUCCCAGCAAGAGGAACUAGCGAAACACUCCAAUAUGAUUGCCAUGAUUCACAGCCUUAGCAGUGGCAAACUGAGAGCAGAUACUGUAAAUCUUAGUCUGUAAACCCAGUGUAGUUAUAUGUUUCAGUAUGUGUAUUUAUUCUAGAUUUUAUAGAAAACUUUCUAAAUGUCACAAUGGUUUUGUUCAGGUAUCAACUACAGGCAGAAAUUAAUAUACAGUGUAAACUCUCAAAUACUUUUAGGUUCUCCUUUGAUAGUAAGCAUUAAUAAACACGAUUGCAGGUUUGUAUUGAAAGAGGCAGCUGCCCUCUACCACUGUAAAACUGUAUGUUAUUGCUUUAUUUCAUGUUGCAAGAAGUUUAAUUGGCUGCAAAAGGGUACCUUUAGAAAUGUAAGGUCCAGCUGUUUUAAAACAUUUGAUCAGUAUAUUUAGAAGCAUCAUAAGUUAUUUUACUGUGCUGUUUAAAUGCAUACCACAUUUGCAUUCCUUUAAAAUCUUCAUAGCUGAGCAAGUCUUUAAUAACAAUUGAACUUAAUUCUGUGCUCCACGAAGAUAAAACAACAUGCUGCUUAAAUAAUUAAAAUUGUGAUUUACUACUAGGAUGUAAGAUAGUCAUCCUCGUGUCCAUGAAUUUACAAAAAUGAAUGCUGUUCUGUAUGUAAUGUAUGUAAUACUAAAUGUAUGAGUGAAUUUUCAGUAAAACUUUUAAUAUGUG
Protopterus annectens (West African lungfish) is the source of this 3343-nucleotide messenger RNA. RefSeq names its product cellular inhibitor of PP2A (gene CIP2A). NCBI's taxonomy places the organism in Eukaryota, Metazoa, Chordata, Ceratodontiformes, Protopteridae. The record is from RefSeq and is a predicted model, not a curated record. Bases 1 to 2730 code for a protein of 909 amino acids. The transcript has 21 exons.